AUGCGUAAUGAGCCUCUUGCAUUUCCACAUUCUUUAUGGUUUGGAGCUCUUGAUAUUACACAAGACUUAAUUGCAAAAACUCAAAGAGAUUCAACAUUAGGUAUUUGUUAUUAUUUAGCAUUAGAAUCUUUGCAAAAAGCACCUUUAUCUUUUAUCCGUUUUAAAGCUAUAGAAAAAGAAAAGGCUAUUACAACAUUUCCUCAUACUAUAACUCCAAGUGAUGAUUCAAUUUCAGAUAUUGUUUCUACAGAAUUAUCUUGUCCAGUAACCUAUCAAAUCCCCAACAAUUUUCAAAUUUUACCUUGUGAACAUUUAAUUAGUCCUGAGGCAUUGCAACAAAUUAUUAAUAAAACAUCACAACCAACCUGUCCAUUGUGUCGAAAAAUAAUUGAUUUAAAUUCUGUAAUCAAUUUGCCACAGUCAACAAUUUGUCAAGGAAUUCGUAAUCAUUUGCCUGAAGAUAAUAAUAAUAAUGUUGCUCAAGACCACAAUAAAAAUACUUCUGAUGAAAGUAGUGACGAAGAAGAAAUAAAUAUCUCUAAACUCAAAUCUCAACAAAAAUUUAAGAUAUCUGAUUCAACGCUUGAAACAACUAUUAAUGCACUUACAGAAAUUCUUGAAGAAUAUCCCACAAGCUAUUCAUUAAAAUGUUAUCGAGCCAAA
Molecule: messenger RNA, 663 nt
Organism: Racocetra fulgida
Lineage: Eukaryota; Fungi; Glomeromycota; Glomeromycetes; Diversisporales; Gigasporaceae
Source: the annotation of a GenBank genome assembly